CUGUCUUUGCCAGUUCCUUAUCUUCUCUCGCUGCUUCCUGCCGUGCUUCACAGCUGUAGUUGCUGCGUCGAGGGACAGUCAUGAUCCUCUCAGCAAAAUGUUGUCUGCCUUACCGCUACAUCAUCACAGCUUUGAUAGCACUUGGCUGCUUUUUCGCCUGCGCCCAUCGUACCAAUUUCAAUUUGGUUGUGGUGGCCGUGGUUCCAAGACCUUCUGCACACCCCAGUGGAUCACAGGAACGUUGCAAUGCUUCAGCCGAGGCUCCAGGCGUCAGACACAAUUUUCGCAAUCAGUCUGCAGCUUUCCAAUGGUCGGAGACUGAACAGGACGUCAUGUUGAGUGCCUUCUUCUGGGGCUACACGAUUCCUCAGACAUUUGCUGGCCUCGCUGCAGACAAGGCAACACCAAAGCAUAUGCUCAGCAUCGGCGUCGUUAUUCCAGGACUGCUUUCUUUCCUGACACCUAUGGCAGCAUAUUGGCAUUGGGGAGCCGUCGUUCUACUCAGGACACUCAUGGGCUUCGCGCAGGCCUUCGUGACAGCAUCAGAAUACGCGCUAAUUGCAAACUGGGCUCCGAAGUUUGAAAGAGCACGAAUGUUGUCCAUCUGCUUCAUAGGCUAUUCCAUCGGUGCCAUAGUUACCAUGCCAGUGACGGGGCUAUUGAUCCAAUAUGACGUUCUUGGUGGAUGGCCAUCUACGUUUUAUAUUUUUGGAGCCAUGAGCAUUGGAUGGUUCAUGAUGUGGUCACUCCUCGCUUCUAAUACCCCUGACGAGACGACGUGCGUUUGGGAUGGAGAAAACAAAUACUCGCAUCUUGCCAGCUCUGCGGAUACAGCACCCCAAGCGGUUGAGUUCCCAUGGAAGUCUGUCCUCACAUCCGGGCCAGUAUGGGGAGUUGUAGCGGCAAAGACUGGAAGUACAUUUGGGCUGAGCGCAUUCCAAACUAAGAUCCCAGCCUACAUGGAUAGAAUACUCUGUAUGAGCAUUGAGAGAAAUGCGGCGGUAAACGGGAUGAUCUUCACUGCCCUCUCUCUCGGCAGUCUCUUGUGGGCCUCAGUAGCCGACGAACUACAACGGAGGCGCAUCUUAGACACCACCACCAUUAGGAAAAUGUUCGCCGUCAUAUGUUUCUGCGGAUCAGCCACCUGCCUCGUGGCGCUUUCCCAUUUGAGUCAAGACAAGACAUCGGCAUCAGUUUUUCUCAUGUUGUUCAUGGUGAUGUUCUCUGGUCAAUCAGGGGCCCACCUGCCCAACAUUGUUGACAUCUCUCCACAGUUUUCAGGCACCAUCUUUGGGAUAGCAAACACAUUUGGCAGCGCUGGUGCACUGGCUUCCCCACUGGUGGCAAGUUUCUUCCUUUGGGAUGCCGACGAUCCCCUGCGAUGGUCCUAUUAUUUCUACGCUUGUUCCGGCGUCAUUCUUUUAUCUGGCUUGACGUACAUCGCAUUGUGCUCAUCGGAACUGCAAGAAUGGGCCAAAGCGCCUCGGGAAGAAAGGCGUCACGUAAAGACAAAGUAUGGCGCUACAACAGAGACUGCAUGAGACCAAUAGCGUUUUGUUUAAUUUAGCAGUUUAUUCCAGAUAAAUGGUUUUAGUAGGUUUC
This is a messenger RNA of Ornithodoros turicata, 1602 nucleotides long. RefSeq names its product sialin-like. Lineage: Eukaryota; Metazoa; Arthropoda; Arachnida; Ixodida; Argasidae. Gene Ontology annotation, molecular function: transmembrane transporter activity. Bases 81 to 1541 code for a protein of 486 amino acids. The record is from RefSeq and is a predicted model, not a curated record. Gene Ontology annotation, biological process: monoatomic anion transport; transmembrane transport. Gene Ontology annotation, cellular component: membrane. The transcript is spliced from 10 exons.